GGUAUUAUAUGCUUUUUUAUUUGUUUAUUAGCCUAACAAAGUAUUAUUAAUAUCUGUUUUCAUUUUCAUUUUGUUUUCUUCCCGUGACUUGCAUGUAGGAUGAAUGAGCUUUUUACUCUACAUGUCCACCAUGGUGGGCAUUUCAUAUGGAACCCUCAAGCGUAUGUGGGAGGGACAGUUGAUAUAGUGGAUAAUUGUGACCCAGAUAGGUGGUCAAAAGUAGAGAUUAAGAGAAUAUGUAGGGAUUUUGGCUACUCUGAAGUAGAUAAGCUAUGAUAUAAAAUGCCUGGUGUGGACCCAGAGCGGUCAAAUUUCCAUCAGGUGGUUGAUGAUGAUGCUGCUAUGUUCAUGACUGACUUGGUGAAGGGAUAUGGGGAGAUUCAUGUCUUUGUGGAGCAUCCAGUGCAUGAACUAGUUGAGUUACCAGUGGAGGAUUUUGAUCCCUUAGCUGCUGGAGUACCUGGUAAUGAAGUAGAAGGUGUAGGUGUAGAGGUUUUUGCUAGUGACAGAGUGCUUCAAAAUGAUAAUGAAGAGUACAAACCUGAUUUUUCACAAUUUGGAGGCCAUGAUAAUGCUGAAUUUGUUAAUGUUGACCAUGGUGAGCCACAUGAGGUAGAUGAUGAGGAAGUUUGUGCUAGGAGGGCUGGCAAAGCACCAGUUGUUGAUGACCAAGUUGAGGAGAGUAGUGAGGGCAGUGAGGGUAGUGAGGGCAGUGAGGGUAGUGAGGAUGAGAGGAGUGACUUAGAAGAAGAGCCAGAACUAGAAGUGCAACCAAUGAAUAUUGGUGAAGAUAGUCUUGAUAGUUGGGACAAUCAAGCUGAAAAUGCUGAGGUUGAAGCAGGACAAAUGGGUGGUGGUGUCAUGAAUUCUGACUAUGAGAGUGAGGAGUUGCUUAGCCUUGAUGAAUCAUCAUCAAGCAGUGAGGGUGGUGAUGAUUCAAGUGAUGAUGACAUCCCUGUUGCUGAGGUUGACAAUUCUAUUAGGAGCAGCAAAUAUCCAAUCUUUAGGCCAGUAGCCAAAGCUGAGAACCUUAGGUUUGAAAAGGAUAUGUUGUUCAUCUCAGCUAAACAAUUUAAAGAUGCUAUAACUGAUUAUGCAGUCCAUAGUGGGUGGGGUAUAAAAUUUGUGAAAAAUGACUUGGUGAGAGUGAGAGCCCGAUGCCAGCCAAGGUGCAAUUUUGUUGCCUACCUUGCAAAGGUGCCAAGGGAGAAGAGUUUUAGAUUGAAAACACUGAACAUGGAACACACAUGCAGCAGAAGCUAUAGAAAUCCAAGGUGCACAACAUCAUACAUUGGGAAGAAGUUAGUGAAGAGGGUUAGGAGAUAGCCUGGCAUAAAGCUUAAGGAUAUUCAGGAGGCUGUGCAUGAGAAGUAUGUGGUUAACAUAAGUACAGGCAAGGCAAGUAGGGCUAGAGAGAGAGCUCAAGAUGCUGUUAAUGGGAUCCACACUGCACAGUUCAACCAACUAUGGGAGUACUGUGAUGAGUUGAGAAGGUGCAGUCCUGGGAGCACAAUAUUGAUGAAGGUGCAUACUUAUGAGGAUGGUGAUUUGGUAGCUGAGCAUGGAUUGGCAACCGGGCUGCCAUAUUUUGAAAGAAUCUACAUCUGCCUUGAAGGUUGCAAGAAGGGCUUCUUGGCAGGGUGCAUGCCAAUCAUUGGUCUAGAUGCAUGCCAUCUGAAGACCAAGACAGGUGGUCAGCUGAUGUGUGCUGUUGGCAGAGAUCCCAAUGAUGAAUACUUCCCAUUCGCAUAUGCAGUAGUAGAGGCUGAAACAAAGGACAGUUGGACCUGGUUUCUUAAUUUAUUACUUGCUGACAUAGGAGAUGACAAGCAAUGGGUGUUCAUAUUUGACCAACAGAAGGUAUGAUGGUAGCUUUAUUGCUUGUUGAAUUAUUUGUAGUUAAUGGUAGCUUCAUUGCUUGCUGAAUUAAAUGAUUGUGCUUUGCAGGGGUUGGUGAACACCUUUGUUGACAAUUGGCCACAGUACGAGCACAGGAUCUGCUGCAGACAUUUAUACCAAAAUUUGAGGAAAAAUCAUCCUGGUGUCAUUAUUAGAGACAUUUUUUGGAAAGCAGCCAAGGCUACCUAUCGGCAAGCAUUUGAGAGGGCAAUGAAUGAGCUAAAGGAGGUGGAUGAAGAUGCAUUCAAAUGGCUGCAAUCUCAGUCAACAACUAUUUGGGCUAGGCACAUGUUCAAAAGUGAUGGCCAGAGUGACACGGUCUUGAACAACAUGUGUGAAAGCUUCAACAGCACGAUAGUUAAGUUCAGGAGCAAACUUAUAAUCACCAUGCUUGAAUGUAUUAGGCUAUAUCUGAUGACUAGAUUUCAAGCAAACAGAGAAAUGAUUAUGAAGGUGGAAUCUGAGUUGUGUCCUAAGAUAAGGAAAAGGCUGUACAAGGAGAAGUUGGCAUGCAGCAAGUGGAUAGCAUGUUGGGUUGGUCGUAUGAAGUUUGAAGUGAAGAAUGGGCUUGAGAGUUUCAUUGUGGACUUGAAAGAGAAGAAAUGCAGCUGUAGGAAGUGGGACAUAGUUGGCAUACCAUGUUGCCAUGCCAUUUCUUGCAUAUUUUUCAACAGAGAAGAUGCUGAAAAGUAUGUCAAUGCUUGCUACAAAAGGACUACCUACAUUGAUUGCUAUGAACCCAUUAUAGAGCCCAUCAAUGGUCAGAAUAUGUGGGGUCCUAGUGGACUGCCACCUGUGCAACCCCCUAUCAAGAGGAGACCUCUUGGCAUGCCUAGAAAGAAGAGGGCACUGGAGCCUGAUGAACCUAGAAGUCACAGAAAAAAAAAGAGGCCUAGGCAUCUCAAAACAAUGCAAGUUAUGUGGGAAAUUAGGACACAACAAGAGGAGCUGCAAGGGAGAAGUAGGAGGGAACUCCUCCUUGCCUGGGAGUGCAUCCCAAGCCAGUAGGACCACUAGAAGGGCAGCUAAGGAUGCUUAGCCAACAGUACACAGGGCACAACCAAGCUCUAAUGAUGAUGUGACCGCAAGUGCACCUCCACCCCCCACUGAUAACCAGUCCAAUCGAAGACCAAAAAAACAGAGGAAGAGAAGUGCAGUCACUACUGAAACCUUGAAUGCAACUGGGAAUGCAGCAAGAUAUAUGGCAGCAAUGAGAUCUGCUAAAAGAUAGCAAACUGAAGCAGGACCUUUUUUUUGUUGUUGUGCUAUAUGUUGAAGCACUCUUCAUAUAUUUAUGUAACUGCUAGAACAAUUGGCAUGUGUUUAUGGGUUGACCAAGUCCUUUUUUGUAUGAAUGUGCUUUGUCCCAUAUUUUGUAAUUAUUGUGGUACACCAAAAACUACCAUUGGUGUUAAAUAUUUUGUAAUUAUUCUCCCAUUGUUAUGAUGAUUCAGCUUCCAUUAUUCAUA
Quercus robur (English oak) is the source of this 3368-nucleotide messenger RNA. RefSeq lists its product as uncharacterized. The record is from RefSeq and is a predicted model, not a curated record. Bases 283 to 1326 code for a protein of 347 amino acids. Lineage: Eukaryota; Viridiplantae; Streptophyta; Magnoliopsida; Fagales; Fagaceae. The transcript has 3 exons.